Messenger RNA from Lucilia sericata (common green bottle fly), 1365 nucleotides. RefSeq lists its product as uncharacterized. The transcript is spliced from 4 exons. Bases 1 to 1365 code for a protein of 454 amino acids. Lineage: Eukaryota; Metazoa; Arthropoda; Insecta; Diptera; Calliphoridae. The record is from RefSeq and is a predicted model, not a curated record.
AUGUUUCAAAGCCAACAGUAUGAAACAUUAAUAUUAAUUGAAAAUGAAACCCAGCCGAGACAAUUUUUAUACUCACAGUUCUACGAGAGCAACAAUAACAAAUCAUCCUUGGAUUUAAUACCAAAAUUGUUAUUAACACAAGAUAAUAUAGACAUUUUGGAAACAUCUUGGAACAUAAAUUCUCAAUUGUUAAUAAUACUCAGCCUACCACUACCAUACUCUACACAAAAUGUUGAUAUUUUAGAGAAAUUCCUACAAAUUCAUCCAAAAACUUUAAACAUUAAAAUACAACACCCUUUGCUCACUUACCCCGAUCAGUUACAGCCCCGCACUAUACUACUAUAUGAUAAAAAAGGUCAAAUCAAAAUGUUGGGCUACAUCGGACGUCUUAUUACUUGUUACGCCCAGAAAAUAAAUGCCUCUAUAAAGAUCCCAUUUCCCAUAAAAAUCAACAAUCCCAUAUUCUUUACCGAUGUUAUGGAAAUGACCUUAAAUGGUUCUUUGGAUAUACCCGCCAGCAUUGUCAACCCGAAUGAAGCAAAAGCCAUGAAAUAUUACAGUCGUUAUGUAGAAUUGAGUAAAUGGUUUCCCAUGUUACCGGUUGCCGACUAUUUGACUCCCUGGGAAAUUUAUUAUACCUUAAUUCUACAAGAUUUCGGUGCCAUCUUCAUUACCAUGUUUGUCAUUUAUACUCUUCUUUUGCUGAUAAUAGAACUUCUAAGGAAUCUUACGGCAUCUUAUACAUCUGUACUUCUGAAAUCUAUAAUAAAUCAGCAAGUUUUUUUGGGUCUCUUGGGUUCCUCAUUUCAAAUUGUCAAUCGCAGAAAAUACUACACCUCCUACAAGUUUUUCAUCUUACUUAUACAAUUUACGGGUUUUAUGUUGGCCAUUUUCAGCAACACCUACUUAACCUCCAACAUAACUACACCACCCAAACAUCAGGAAAUCAAUUCUUGGGAUUAUCUACAAAAAUUAAAUUUAAAAAUUCUUAUGCUACAACAAGGUUACGAUUUACUGGACUUAAAUGUUCCGGAAUUUGUUAAAUUGCGCAAUAGUUUAAAUAAAUCUGUAGCCUAUGGCGUCACCAGCAGUCAAUGGCUUAUCUAUGAAAAACAACAAAUGUAUUUUUCCGAAAAACUUUUUCGCUAUUCCAAUAACAUGUAUUUUACUAAUUUUAUGAUUUAUGUUCUGCCCCUGCCGGCAAAUUCCAUUUUUGAAAAAUCUUUAAAUCAUUUUAUAGCGAAUUUAGUUUCAGCAGGUAUAUUACAAUACUGGUAUAGGUCAUCGUUCUUUGAUAUGAUUGAAACGGGACGUAUGUCUUUUAGAGACAUGAGUUGCGCUCGUGGCUAUAAGCCGGCCACAUAA